Molecule: messenger RNA, 3084 nt
Organism: Bathycoccus prasinos
Lineage: Eukaryota; Viridiplantae; Chlorophyta; Mamiellophyceae; Mamiellales; Bathycoccaceae
Exons: 1
Coding region: 1-3084 (1027 amino acids)
Source: RefSeq, a predicted model, not a curated record
AUGAAUCAAUACGACGAAGGAGAGUCCGAGAGGCUCAUCGUCCCUUCUUCCUCCUCCUCUUCGUCUUCAUCUUCUUCAGCGGGGAAAUUUUCAUCGUCGAUGAUGAGAAAAGUCAGCAUCGGCGCGUCUUUGGGCGCGCUCGCGCUGUUUGCGACCAGCGCGUCGUCGUCAUCUGAUGCUGUUUCACGUCAUUCUCCCUUAAAACUCGGUGAAGGAGCGACAAAUAGUGCCGCUGUGAAUCAUCACCAAGGAGGAAAGAAAGUGUUCACGUUGCACACCUCCUGUUCACCUCUGUUGCAACAAAAGGACAACAACGCUUUGCCGUUCCCAAUGCAAGAUAACUGGAAAUACAUCGGCGCGAAGUUGAUCACGAAGAGCAUGAGCGAGGAAUUCGAUUUCGACCAGGCGAAGGAAAUGCGAAUGACGACGUGCGGGACCUUCGAGGUUGAACACGAACAGAUGAAACCGAACGAACAGUUUGGGUUUUACUUGUACCCGAAACCGCGACCGACCAAUGACGAGGAAGACGAUGGGUCGCCGUCGUUAGGAUACGAUUCGUGGACUACGUUCCACUCGAGUGGUGAAACGGACUCGUUCGUAGGCCGUUUAGGCAACGAAGAGAAGGAAGAAUUGUCCGCGGCGAUUACGAAAAAGAUCAACACGGGCAAGUAUCGCGCGGUGUCCGAGUUGGCUUGCGAAAACGUGUCGCCGCACGAAGAAGACCAGUGCCCAGCUUCGAGAAAAGGAAAGAUUGGCAAGAUUGUUACUCUGGGUGACGAUGAAAAGAAUGAUUCGAACGAUGUCGCGAACGCAUCCAUGUCCAAAUGCACCGGUCAAUUCACGCACGGCAUUUCGGAAAGGACCGGAGGAGUGAAGAACGUCCUGUACAACCGAGUAUUCGACGGGAAGACGUUGAGUUACGUCUGGGGGUCGUGUGCGCACACGUGCGAGAACGCGGACCAGCCGCACCGCACGCAGGUCUCGGCUGGGUGCGACGUGCCGAAAUUGUUCGCGGUAAAAGCGAAAAUGUCCAUUUCUGGUAACGGCAUGACUGCGCAAAAGCUGCUCUCCAACGAAAAGCAAAACGCCGCUUUGAAAUCAGCCAUCGCCGAUAUUGUCCACGUUCGACCGCAAGACGUGGUCAUUAAAUCCUUGAAAGACGUCGCGAUGUCAGAAGAAGCACUUUUGGGCGAAAUGAAGCAGUCCCAAGACGAAGGUUUCGUGGACAUUUCUCAAUUCGCACAAAGAGUCGCCAAGCUCGAAAAUCAACACUCGGAGGUGUACAAAGAAAAUCAACAGUUGACGCAAUUAAACGUUGAACUUGCGGAGAACAAGAAAGCUUUAGAGGAUAAAAUCAACAACUGGAAAGCCGAGAAUGAAAAGUUGAGGAAAGCAAUCGCGGAGAGACAAACGACGUUACACAGUACCAACGCAGAUAGCGUGCUUGGUGAAGAAGAAGUCGCUGCCCCGGGCAAAUCUAUUUCUGCCACUGUCGCUGCUCCGUCGAAGUCUUCUUCUUCCAGUGCAGUCGAAGUUGGAUUUGAAAUCAUCGUGCAAGAGAAAGAGGGAAAUGCUGAGACUAUUUUGAAGUCUUUGAUGUCCACCGCUCCGGAGCGAAUGUUGAAAGUGUUGAACAACAGUCGCGGAAUUAACAUGUUGAAACAAGUCACCUAUCUUUCCGCGCCGAAAAUUCGUGAAGUCUUGGCAACAGAGUCCACGAUAAGUCUCGAAGCUAUCCAACGAGUGCCAAAAACAGAGGAACAACUCGUGAAAGAAAAGAGGCAAAUCGAAAACGCCAACGAUGCGGUCAAAGCGGCGACUUCUGCGUCGCGAGUCGCUGAAAUUGAAGCCGAAAGAAAAGUUUCCGAAGAAGUCGAGACGGCGAGAGAACUCGUCGCGCAAGAAAAGAUUGGCGCUUCGAACGCGUUCAGAGAAGCGUUUAGAGCGAAAGAAUCUGCACUCGCCGAAAAAGAUGAGGAUAAAAAAGAAGCGCUCGAGGAGGAAGCCGCCAAGCUCGAAGCGAGAGCGGUGAGAGCGCAAGAGGAAGCAGACGUCGCGCAAGACGUUUUGAACGAAGAAACGAAGAAAUUACAUCGCUCCGGUAACGUUGUCAUCUCUUCCUCUUCAUCUACUUCGUCUAAGAGCACGGCGGAAGCAAAAGUUGGUCUCCUCGAUGCUGCUACUGACGACGACGACAACAAUAAAGAAUUCAAAGAAAUUUUAGAAGAAGUUGAAGAACAAAAAGAUGCGCUGGAGGAGAAGAAUACCGCCGCAGGCAAGACAAAAGUCGCCUCGUGCAAAGGAAAAUCGCCGAAUUUUAAAGUGCAAGCCUCGGUUGCCAUCUCUGGUGCUGGAAUCACCUCUGCGAGUCAGAUUUCAACGCAUCCAGAGUUCGCGGACUCGUUCUCGAAGACCAUCGUCACCCUCACAGGCGCCGACGAAGAUCAACUCAUGUGGUUAGAUCUCUCGACUCGACCGGUAGAAGAAGAAGAAGGAGAGAAAGACAGCAAGAGCUCGAGAUUAGGCGCUUGGUUCAGUUCCGUAGCGCUUGGACGUUUCGUUUCCGACGACAGUAACGAAGAACCGGUCGAAGUUACCUUUUCGCUUCUCUCGUGUUCUCGAAGCGGCGCCGAAGAUCUCGCCGACAAGUUGUACGGCGUCACUCCGAAAAAGAUGCUCGCCGCGGCGACAGAAUACGGAGCGGCGAUCGACGACAUUCAAUUCGUUUCUCCGCCGAAGGUUUUACCAGUCGAUCAAGACUUUAUCGAAUCCUACAGCGGGCCGACGGUUGAAGGUAAAUCGACUUCCGUGAACGUCAAGCCGCGAGUAUUAAAGACGGCGUUGAAAAUCGUCAACUCCGAGAAAGAGGCGGAGAUGGAGGAAAAAGGCGAGCAAUUCGAAGAAGAGGAAGAACGAGACGAAGAAAAGGAGGAGAAAAAUAGUAAUAGAUCAUCGUAUGAUGAGUCUGGCAACGGAUCGUUAUCGGAGCAGCUUGCGAGCAUCCAACGCGAUUCGUUGCAAUCCAUUCAAGCUCAUCAAAAACGAGAGAUGAGCGUCGCUGACGACGACGACGAAGCGUUUUGA